CUGUCUCCUCGCUCUCUCCCUCCCUGUGAAGCGAACAGGGGGGAGAGGAUCAUUAAAAAAAGCCAGGAACGGCGACAGUGACAGCGCCUCCGGCUCCGGCGCCUGUGCGCGAUCCUCCAACACUCGCACCAAUGCGCGCGCUCACCCAUCUCCACCAGACACCGCCGCAUCACACCAUUGAGCCCGCAGUCUGAUAUUUACCCCCCAUUUUAUUGUUGUUGAGCAUCCGACAUACGACCAACCAACCAUCGAGACGCAAACACUUCCAUUUCAACCCUUCAUCUGAAUGACGGGCGGACGGUUCGACUUCGACGAUGGCGGCACUUUCUGCGGUGGAUGGGAUGACGGAAAAGCCCACGGACAUGGCAUCUGCACCGGCCCCAAGGGCCAGGGCGAAUACUCCGGGUCCUGGUCCAACGGGUUUGAGGUAGUCGGGGUGUACACCUGGCCCAGUGGGAAUACAUACAAGGGCUACUGGGCUCAGGGGAAGCGGCACGGGCUCGGCGUGGAGUCCAAGGGGAGGUGGCUGUACCGCGGGGAGUGGAGUCACGGAUUUAAGGGUCGGUAUGGGGUUCGCCAGAGUCUCAAUACACCUGCCAGGUAUGAAGGCACAUGGAGUAAUGGACUGCAAGAUGGUUAUGGGGUCGAGACAUACGGGGACGGGGGUACAUACCAGGGCCAGUGGAUGGGUGGCAUGCGACACGGCUAUGGCGUACGUCAGAGCGUGCCUUACGGCAUGGCCACUGUCAUCCGCUCCCCGCUGCGCACCUCACUGGCCUCCCUCCGCAGCGAGCAGAGUAACGGCUCUGUCCUGAACGACCACAUGUCCGACAGCCCUGCUGGCACCCGCGGGGGCUUUGUCCUGAACUUCCACAGCGACAGCGAAGUGGGCUCCGGCAAAAAAAAGGGCCUCUUCAGAAGGGGUUCGCUGUUCGGGAGCCUCAAGCAGCUUAGAAAGUCCGACUCCCGCUCCUCCAUAUCCAGCAAGCGCAGUUCGGCGCGAAGUGACGCCACCAUGAGCCGCAUAAGCUCUAGCGACGCAAACUCCACCAUUAGUUUUGGUGAUGGAGAAGUGGCAGACGAGUACAUGCCAACUGAGGACAACGUCGAUGCCACCACAACCGAGUCGUACAUGGGCGAGUGGAAGAAUGACAAGCGGAAUGGUUUCGGUGUCAGCGAACGCUCCAAUGGGAUGAAAUACGAAGGGGAGUGGAUAAACAACAAGCGGCAUGGCUAUGGGUGCACAAUUUUCCCUGAUGGGACGAAAGAAGAGGGGAAGUACAAAAAUAACGUUUUGGUGCGUGGUAUCAAGAAGCAGCUUAUUCCCCUCAAAAACACCAAGACAAAGCAGAAAGUGGACCGUGCCGUUGAGGGAGCCAUAAGAGCGUCUGCCAUUUCCCGAACAAAAGUAGAAAUCGCCACCUCAAGAACCGCACACGCCAGGGCCAAAGCAGAGGCAGCUGACCAGGGCGGUCUGUCUGCCAGCCAGGACUCUGAUAUCGCCAGAGCAGUGGCCAGAGAACUGUCCCCCAACUUCCAUCAACCAGGCCCUGACUAUAUCAAGCAGAGGUUCUCCAGUGAGCCCAUUGAGAUUAAAGAAGUACCAGAAGAAAAGAAAGAGAAAUCGCCUUCAGGAAGUCCGCACUUUUAUCGCAAAGGCACAACCCCAAACCAGUCCCCUUCCCAAAGCCCCGGUCCUACACCACCUCCCUCACCCCCCCUCAGCAAGAAAAAGCCCUUCUUUAACAGAAGUGCCCCUAAAGCCAUCAAAGAAAACAAGCCCCCUGCUGCCGAAAACCUGGCAGCGGGCGCCACCAAGGCUACUUCCAGGAUAUCAGAAAAACAGGAAGUAAAACAGGAGGUAGUACCUGUAGCCAAACCCUCCAAGCCGCCGACGCCGGUCGCCAAUGCCUCCAGCCCUGGGAACGGUGAGCUGCACUCCCAGUAUCAUGGAUACUUUGUGAAGGCUGAGGUGAUGAUGCCACCUGAUGAUCUGGAGGAUGAAGAACACCAAGCAAUGCCGACUGCUCUUGCCAGGAUGCCCCCACCUGCAAAGCAGUACCGUGCACCGACACCCAAACCAGUAAUGGCCAAAGAGAGCAAACCCGAGCCCAAACUGAAGAAACAAGAAUCAUUGAAGCCAAAGAGCCUAGCAGAAACUAAGAAAGCCAGCAUGGAAAUUACUACUGACAUUGUUGAGGAGGAAUCAGGUCCCAACUCAAUAUUGGUCAUUCUAGUGAUGCUGAUAAAUAUUGGACUGGCAAUUAUUUUUGUCCAUUUUCUCACUUGACGGAACAUUAAACUCAGCUGUGCCUGAAUGUUAUUCAACAUAAUUACUUACCCUCUAACUGUUUCGACCCUUCAGUGAGCUCAUGAAAACUAGCGGCAUAGGCCCCUAAUUCUCCGCAGUUGCGUCAAUGGCCUUUAAAACAAAAUGACGCCAGUCAGACUCAGACACAGGCAAAGGACUGGACGACUGGAAUUAGAGCAAAUCAUGGGAGAAAGACGAAACCCGGACCAUUCGGCCUGAGCCAACCCAGUUCCUCUGGCGAUGAUUUGUUACUCGCUUGGGCUCUGAAAGCUGAAGCAAGCAGUCGUUGGGAAAGAAAAAGAAUCUGCUGAUCCAAGCCGUACCCAGUCAAGUGCAUGUCCACCCCCGCUGCUAUGGGGAGGGGUGGAAUGGGGGGACUUAACUGGAUAUGUUCGGAGAUGCACUUUUAGUUGACAGAAGCAAACAGCUGCCUUACUAUUUUACCAACUGACGUUUUAAAGGGGAGAUGUGCAGUGGGUUGCCAGUGUGUUUGGGCAGCAGGAGUGUGUACCAGUGUCCGCUUUCCACUUGGUUCAAAACACCAUGCACAUUUUGAAAGGGUCACUUGCCAGUCUUAUUCCAUUACCCAUCUCUACAGCCUUGUCUAACAUCUGCUCCUGUUUUAGGAGAUUCAUCCAUGACAUGCCUGUGCAUGGUACUGGUUUAACGACUUUGUCUUGACGUUUUUCUUUCUGUUGUGUUCUUUUUUCUGCACCUGUAGCUAAAGAUGAUGAAAAUAUCUAUUCUCAUUCUCAGAAAUCAAACUUGAAAAUAACAGCACGUUACAGUUGUAACUUUAAGAUGACCUACUGAGACAACAAAAUCAAAUAUUAUUUAUUGAAAUAUUGGCUUUUGAAAAAUGCAAGUACAGUGCGUGGUUUGAUUUAAAAAAAAUAUUUAUUUGAAGUAUUAUUGUAAAAUUGUGUGUAUUUUUCAAAAAAAAAAAAAAAAAAAAAAGGUAUGUUUGUAGUAUGUUUGACAUUGUACUUACUGUAGGGUAUAAUGCAUGGCUUUUAUUUUUUGAUAAAUGACUAAAUGUUACAUUUUGCACCUUUAAUCUUCAUGGCCUGAUAUACUGUGCCCUCUAACCCCCCACCCUCCCCUAAACUCCCUCGCUCUACCCCUUAACUUGACAUGUGCAGAGCGGUACCUGCCUCAAUAUUAUGCCUGCAAAAUUGUGUUGAAUACAUUCAGGUCGACCCACUGGUUAUAAAUGCGAAUGUAGAGAUGGCUGCCUUUAAAGAAUUUAUAACAGUGUUAUAGUUUACCUCAGACAAUAUGUGAUUUUUGAAAUGUUGUCUUAAUUAGAAAUUUUGUGGAAAUCUGCAGUUAUUCUCCAUUAUUUUAGUCUGGUGGUGCAUGAAGAUGUGGUUGCAAUUAAUGUGCACAUGGUGCAUUUGCACCAGUAUUUAAAUGACAAAUGUAUACAUAUAAAUAGAUAUAUUUUAUAUACAAAGUCAGAAUAUAUUUAGUCAACAGUUGGACAGUUAAUGGCCUUGACUAAAAUUACAGCACAGCAUAUUUUGCUGAUUGAUUCGAACAUCCUGCAUGCACGUCGUAUUUGGGUGCCACGGAUGUGGGGCUGUAUGUGUCGUGUGAAGAAUGAAUUUCAGCAGUAACAGGCUGACUAUUUUUACAGAGGUUUUGUCAGACUGCGAGAGUAUGUGAGAGGGAAGGAGGAGGGAAGAGAAGAGCAUCAGAAUGGAUGAUGGCUUGUCAUUUGACAAGAGAGAUUAAUCUUCAAAUGUAGAACAGACUUAUUUUUAAAGAAUUAUUUAUUUUUUCCUUUUGUGGCAGGAGGAAACACCAUUGAUUUACACUCAUCGGCUAUGUACAUGGCUAUUUUUAAUUUGUUUUGUUUUGUAUUUCUGUUUAUAUUCCAUCCUGACCUGAUGCAUAUUAGAUGUAAUUAAAAGUUCCCCAUGGAAUUUGGCAUUUGUUAAACAAAUAAAGAUUUUUGUCAUUUUGUUUUUAAGCAUCUCUUUACCAAGCAAAGUUACAAUUUCUGUAUUUAAAAAAACAAAAAAAAACAAAAAAACAGCAAGAUUUUAAGAUGUUUUGGUGUAAAACAGCAUUUAACUCUUUCGUGCUGUCACGAUUGAAGAUCCAGCGUAGCUCUUACUGGGUCAAAUUUACCAUACAAAACUUCACAGUGGAAGAAUCUAGACUGCACUGAAGUUUUAGGCUAAAAAGUUGCAGUAAAUCUGUGUUAAAGAAUAAACCGGAUUAAACAAAUGACCUGCAACAGCACGGAAGGGUUAAAUACGGCAUUUGAAAUGGCUUUAAUAUGUCAAUGUAAGAUCUUCACAUUUUCAAACUCAUUUGAAUGUAUUGUUUUCAUUUUAAAGGUUGAUGAAAGUUUUGAUAUGAACUGUCCCACGCAUCUUAAUGACACUGAAACGUAUAUAUAAAUAAAUUGUUUUUUGUUUUUUUUUGGAAAGUAUUGAUAUAAAUUAUAAUUAAAAAGGUGACUUUGCAAAGUCUU
Rhinichthys klamathensis goyatoka is the source of this 4796-nucleotide messenger RNA. RefSeq names its product junctophilin 1b (gene jph1b). Gene Ontology annotation, cellular component: plasma membrane; sarcoplasmic reticulum; endoplasmic reticulum membrane. Lineage: Eukaryota; Metazoa; Chordata; Actinopteri; Cypriniformes; Leuciscidae. The record is from RefSeq and is a predicted model, not a curated record. The coding region runs from base 287 to 2290 and encodes 667 amino acids. The transcript has 6 exons.